This is a messenger RNA of Plenodomus lingam JN3, 897 nucleotides long. RefSeq lists its product as uncharacterized. The record is from RefSeq and is a predicted model, not a curated record. NCBI's taxonomy places the organism in Eukaryota, Fungi, Ascomycota, Dothideomycetes, Pleosporales, Leptosphaeriaceae.
AUGUCAAACAUAUAUGAUGCUUCGCGGGAUCCUCGACUCUUGAACCGACGGGUUAGCAAUGCAGAGAAGACCUUUGCCAGGACUAAAGUUACAGAGACGACAGUUGAAGAGACAAAAGUUGUAGAGUCGAAAACUCCAGAGGCGACAGAUACUGCCCCAAAGACCGUGGCUGCAUACAAAAAUUCAAAUAGCAAUCGAGAACAAGCAAGCGGUGCACCUCAGAAUAAACAUCGUAAGAGUAUUCAGCAACUGCAAGAUCGCACCAAAGAUCUCCUAGCUCGUAUUGCCAGUCAGGAAGCCGAUAAUGCGAGCUUGCAAAAAACUAAGGCCGCUACCGCGGCCAAGCUUCGCAAUGCUCACACUACUUUAACUACAACAUCGACGUCUCUUACCUCGCUUACUGUCUCGUACGCCAAACGCCUAGAGGAGAAGAACCGCCUCAUUUCUGAUAAUGCGGAUCUUGAACUGACCAACUCGGAUUUUAGAAACACCAUCGCUGCCCAGCUGCGCACCAUUAGCGAGAACGAGACACAGAUCCGAGACCUGCAGAAAGAGAAUCGCGAUUUAAUGGAUAGGCUCGGCAUGCUGGAGCGGGAGAUGGCCGCUCUGAAACCAAGGGUUGAGCAGUUGGAUGCCGAAGACCGUACACGCAUGAGACAACCACGCGGAGACCAACCACCUCAGUGGCGAUCAGCAAGAUCCACGUACACGGGGCGCGGAGGAGGGUACAGAUCGCAAUAUGAGAACACGCGAGAGCGUGGAAAUCUUGCUCGUGCUCGUGAAGAAGACAGAGGCAGUCUUCGAACGCGCAGUAGGGUUGGCGGUUAUGAUCGGAAUAAUGCUAACCGACCACCGCGUUCUGCGUCUCCGAGAGAGGGUGGCGAUGGAGGCAAAUAA